AAUUUCCAGGAUAUCAAAAAUAAACCCCCUCAUGUCCAAGGAAGAGCAGAAAGUAUAAAUACCACCGAUAUGUCCAGACUGCAGCGGUGCUGGUGAGUGGUACAACAAGACUUGAGCUUGGCUCUGGGAAUUAGAAACGACUCAGACAGACUGAAAUUAAAUACCAGACACAUUUGACUGAGACUGGUUUUAUGUUUUUACAGCACCGGAAAAUCUCUUUUAAUUUGAAGAGAUCUCUGAUUUUGAGAAGUUUCUCUUUCGCCCGGGGAAGACGCGCCACUUUCCAGAGAUAAAGGACUUAAUAACAUUGUGAUCAACUCCCUCUGCAGAAGAUGUGUCCCACUGUGCGUUUGAUCGUUUUAUCCAUGUGCGUAAUGAACGCGGCGCUUUCCGCUCCGUUUGAAUCAGAGGAUGUUGUACCUGUGCGGAUUAGAGUCAGUGGCCGCUUUUGGAAAAGAAGCGAGGAGCUGCCGAGGUUUGUCCUCAGCGCGUUUGGCAAGGACUUGACUCUAAAUCUUAUACCGGACACCAGCUUCAUCGCUCCUUCCUUCACCAUACAGCGUAUCAGAGCCAGAGAUGUUGGCGCUUUACGCAGCGCCUCAGGUGCCAAACCUGUCCCGGACACAGAUCUCCAGAAACUCAUGAGCCAGACAGAGGACAGUGAAGGCCAGCUGAGGGGCUGCUUUUACUCUGGGAACGUAGAUAACGAUCAGAACUCGGUUGUGGCAGUCAGUUUGUGCUCCGGCAUCUUUGGCUCCUUCAUCACGGAGGGCAAAGAGUAUUUGAUUGAGCCCAAACUCAGCGGCAGCCUGGGGCCAGACUCCGCCGAGCAGCUGCAUGUCAUCAGGAGGAGGACAUUCACCAGAAGCCCCAGUGUUUCCCUCCUGUUUGAUCAUGCGGCGGAGAAGCACAAUGGGGAAAGUUUUACGCACGGGGACGGUGACGCACAGAGGGAACCUCGCCGGAGACGCUUUGUUUCCGCGCCACGGUUCAUAGAGACCCUGGUGGUAGCUGACUCAACCAUGACCCACUUCUAUGGAGAUGAAAUAAAGCACUACAUUCUGACCCUGAUGUCCAUGGCAGCCCAGCUGUACAAGCACCCCAGCAUAAAGAACUCAGUGAACAUAGUGGUGGUGAAGAUGUUGGUGGUGGAGGACGAGGAUGUUGGCCCGGAGGUCUCCAGUAACGGAGGCGUGGCUCUGAGGAAUUUUUGCUCCUGGCAGCAGCUCUUCAAUCCACCGAGCCAGAGACACCCAGAGCACUACGACACGGCCAUGCUGUUCACUAGAGAGGACAUCUGCGGACAGAAGAGCUGCGACACGCUGGGCGUGGCCGACGUCGGGACGAUGUGCGACCCCAAGAGAAGCUGCUCAGUCAUCGAAGACAACGGCCUCCAAGCCGCCUUCACAGCUGCACAUGAGCUCGGUCACGUGUUGAGCAUGCCUCACGACGACUCCAAGACCUGCGAGAGGCUGUUCGGGGACCUGGGAGGACAUCACCUGAUGGCCCCUCUGUUUGUCAGCCUCAACAAGACGGCGCCGUGGUCGCCCUGCAGCGCUCUCUACAUCACAGAGUUCUUCGACAAUGGACACGGGGACUGUCUGCUGGACGUCCCAGAGAGCACCAUGCCUUUACCAAGAGAGCUUCCGGGCACCAAGUACAGCCUGGACCAGCAGUGCCAGCAGACCUUCGGAGAGGAGUUCAUCCACUGCCCCAACACGUCAGACAGUGAAGUCUGCAGCCAGCUGUGGUGUCAGGAGGACGGGACGCCGCAGUGCACCACCAAGAACGGCAGCCUGCCCUGGGCUGACGGCACUUCCUGUGGCCUCAACGGGACCUGUCUCCAUGGAGCCUGCAUGGCAACCCAAGAGGUGAUGAAGCCACUGGUGGUUGUGGACGGCGGCUGGAGCUCGUGGGGACCGUGGCAGCAGUGCUCCAGAACAUGUGGAGGCGGGGUGGAGUUCUCCUACAGGGAGUGCACCGACCCCGUGCCUCAGAACGGAGGGAAGUACUGUGAGGGCCAGAGGGUCCAGUACCAGUCCUGCAACACGCUGCCCUGCCACAACAGUGAAGGGAAGAGUUUCAGAGAGGAGCAGUGUGAGAAGUACAACAGCCUCCACUACCUGGACUUCAACGGCAACAUGAAACAGUGGAUACCCAAGUACGCCGGCGUUUCCCCCAGAGACAGGUGUAAGCUGUUCUGCAGGGCCAGAGGCAGCAGCGAAUUUAAGGUGUUCGAAUCCAAGGUGAUCGAUGGGACGACCUGCGGCCCCGACACCACAUCGGUGUGUGUGCAAGGCCAGUGUGUGAAGGCGGGCUGCGACCAGGUGAUCGGAUCCAACAGGAGAGUGGAUAAGUGUGGAGUGUGUGGAGGAAGCGGGCUCACCUGCAGAAAGAUCACAGGCUCCUACAACAAAGCAACAUACGGAUACAGUGACAUUGUGACAAUUCCCAUUGGCGCCACAAACAUCGACAUCAAGCAGCGGAGCCACAGAGGGAUCAAACAUGACGGGAACUACCUGGCGAUAAAGAGAGAGAGCGGUGGUUACAUCCUCAACGGUAACUUCUCUGUGUCCACGGUGGAGCAGGACAUCCCUGUGCUCGGUGCCGUGCUGAAGUACAGCGGCUCCUCCACCACGCUGGAGAGGAUCCAGAGCUUCAGGCAGCUGAAGGAAACCAUCACCGUCCAACUCCUGGCCACCGCCGGCGACGCCAACCUGCCUAAGGUCAAAUACACCUUUUUCAUCCCGAGAGAUGUGACCUUCAAUAAAUCCAAGGAGAGGAAGGGCUCGUCGCUGUCGUUGCAUAUGAUUCAGCCCUUCGGCGUGCCUGACUGGGUGCUGGGGGAGUGGUCUGAGUGCUCCAAGAGCUGCGGCUCCGGGUGGUCCAGGAGGAACGUUGAAUGCCGAGACAGUGCAGGCAUCCUCUCCAGCCAGUGCGACAAAGACCUGAAACCUGUGGACAUCAGGGCUUGUGGGGACGCGCCGUGUCCCAUGUGGCAGUUGGGACCUUGGUCCGCCUGCUCACGAACUUGUGGCCAGGGCGAGCGCCGCCGCAGCGUCCUCUGCAUAGACUACACUGGGAAGACUGCUGAGCCAGAGAAGUGCGACCCGAACAAAAUCCCAGAGCCGGUCUACGGAGAAUGUCUCAACCAGGAGUGCUUAUGAAGAACAUGAGUACAGUGAACUCUCCCGCUUUGGUCUGACUGCACUUACCAACCAUGGAUGGAUUACUGAGCAGUCAUGCUGGGCUCAGGCACCGGGGCCCCCGGGGGUCAGGGGACAUAAUGACUACAGAGAGACACGAAAUGACCACAAACAAAUAUAAAACAAACUAUCUGCAGAGUUGCAAAACAACCACAAAGAGACACAGGAUGAGUACGAACAGAUAUUAAAUGACAACAAAGAGAUGCAAAACAACCACAAAGAAGCAAAAUGACAAACAACAUCUCUGAGUCGUUCUUUUGUGUCAGUGGCCCACUGUCUCAUAAUCCGUCCAUGUUACCAACUGGUCACAUCGAGUCACAUCAAGGGCAUUUGCCUGAAUUUUUUGCUUUGUCAUCUUUUGUUGACAUUUGACAACCACUAUAAACAAUGGAAAUCUACCUCAUGUGAUGUUUGUAUAGAUGCUAGAUGAAGGUGCUGUGUGUGUGUUUUCUCCAGAAUGAGAAGUUUUUCUAGUUCCGCUUUCAACACAAACACCCUGUUGGGAUAACGUUUGGUAACACCUGCAGUUUGUCUUGGUGAGUUAGCUGUCUGUUUAAAGUGGGGCUAGAACAACGGCACGAAACCUGCUGUCAAACACCAGCACAGUGUAAAUAUACCUCCAUUCAAUCCCCUAUAAAGCUUUGAUCAAGCCAUUUACCUGUUAUUGAGGUAGGUCCAUAUGAUUGAGGCGCUGGGAUUCAAGCCUUGUGGAAAUGUGCUUCUGUUUUGAUUCCUUAUCUUUUAUGCACACAUACCAAGAUGUGACUGUGAUGAAGAUGUCAUGUUUUUAUCCUGAAACUUAGCAUUGUUGAAAUAUGCAAAAAAAACAAACAUCCACUGACGCUAAAACCUGACAAUAUUUUGGACUUUAAAAUGAGGCCUAAAUCACAAUAAACAGUUUGAAUUGGUGAACUGCACGUGUAGAAUUUAUAGAAAUGAACAGAAUUUGAGUUUUACAUGAUGUGUAAAGAUUUUAGUUUAGAUACCGACUGGUCGUUCCCGACCAGAACAACCCACGACAGAGACUUUCCCUCUGCCCUGUAGUUGAACUUUAGCCUUUUCCCAGGUGCAUUAUGAUGCAGUGGAGACGAAUAGCGGUACAAACAAUUUGCAAUGCAACAAAUGUUCCUUUGGAGGUGUUAUUACUAAGUUAAAUUAUUAGCUUACUAUCUAUCGUGUAUAUGAAAAAAUAACAUUGAUUUUAUUCAUUUUCAGACUUUUAUUUGUUAAACCCUCACAGUUGUUUUCAGACUCUGGUAUGUAUAUUUGAUUUCUUCAUUCCUGUUGUUAAUUUACAGUAUGUUAUAAAACAAAAGAGAUGAAGUAUUAGGCCUAUAUCCCUUCAGUGAAGGACCAUACUAUUUUAUUAUUACAGCUUCCUUUUUAAGCUAUUUAUUUUUGUAAAGUUUUUACCUUGGACAUGUAAUUAAAAUGGCAAAUGCUGCUGUCUUUGAGAUUUUUGUCAUAAAAAUGGUCAAAUAAACACAUUUAUGUCAGUA
Seriola aureovittata is the source of this 4705-nucleotide messenger RNA. Its product is annotated as A disintegrin and metalloproteinase with thrombospondin motifs 8-like. Bases 333 to 3167 code for a protein of 944 amino acids. Gene Ontology annotation, molecular function: zinc ion binding; metalloendopeptidase activity. Gene Ontology annotation, biological process: extracellular matrix organization; proteolysis. The record is from RefSeq and is a predicted model, not a curated record. The transcript has 9 exons. NCBI's taxonomy places the organism in Eukaryota, Metazoa, Chordata, Actinopteri, Carangiformes, Carangidae.